CCAUCCGCCACGCGCACAGCGACGAAAUAUUGGUCAGAUCCACCGCUUGUUCUUCAGAUUCCCACCCUCGCCCACGCUUCUUAUUGCUGCCAUCAUGGACAACGAGGAUCUUAUCGACUACGAGGAGGAGGUUCCUCAAGUCGCCGACGCUACCACCACCAAUGGAGCCAGUGCCACCGACGGCGCAGCUAACGGCGCAGAGGGAGCCACAGACACCAAAAAGAACUCCUAUGCUGGUGUUCACUCCACAGGUUUCCGAGACUUCCUCUUGAAGCCAGAACUUCUGCGCGCCAUUGCCGAUCUCGGAUUUGAGCAUCCCUCCGAAGUGCAACAGGAGUGCAUUCCUCAGUCUAUCCUCGGUAUGGACCUCGUCUGCCAGGCCAAGUCGGGUAUGGGAAAGACUGCCGUCUUCGUCCUGGCCACUCUUCAGCAGAUUGAGCCCGUCGAUGGGGAGGUGUCCGUCAUCGUCUUGUGCCACACCAGAGAGCUGGCGUUCCAAAUUCGCAACGAGUACGCCCGCUUUUCUAAGUACAUGUCGGACGUCAGGACCUCGGUGUUCUACGGCGGCACACCCGUUGCUACUGAUCAGGCAACGCUCAAGGACAAGACGAAGUGCCCUCACAUUGUUGUUGGUACGCCGGGCCGUAUGAACGCGCUUGUCAGAGACAAGAGCUUGAAAGCUAGCGGCGUUAAGCACUUCAUCCUCGAUGAAUGCGACAAGAUGCUCGAAGAGAUCGGCAUGCGUCGAGAUGUGCAGGACAUCUUCCGGGCCACCCCACACCACAAGCAGGUGAUGAUGUUCAGUGCUACACUUUCUGAGGCAGUCCGACCGACUUGCAAGAAGUUCAUGCAGAAUCCUCUAGAGAUCUACGUCGACGACGGCGCUAAGCUCACCUUGCACGGCCUGCAACAAUACUAUGUGCAAAUUGAGGAGAACGCGAAGAACCGCAAGCUCAAUGACUUGCUCGACUCUUUGGAGUUCAAUCAGGUCAUCAUCUUUGUUCGCAGCACAGCGAGAGCGAAUCAGCUCAACCAGCUCUUGAUCGAGUGCAACUUCCCUUCGAUCUGCGUGCACGGCGGUAUGAGACAGGACGAACGUAUCGAGAGAUACCAGCAGUUCAAGAAAUUUGAGAAGCGUAUCCUCGUAGCCACCGACGUGUUUGGGCGAGGUAUCGAUGUCGAACGUGUAAACCUGUCAAUCUCGUACGAUGCUCCCACGUCUGCCGAUGAAUGGCUGCACCGUGCUGGACGUGCUGGUCGUUUCGGCACGAAAGGUCUCGCUAUCUUGUUCAGUUCUUCGGAGGACGACAAGAAGGUCCUCGAGGACAUUCAAAGUCGCUUCUCUGUCAAGAUCCCCGAGAUGCCCGACACCAUCGAGGCCUCGACGUAUAUGAACUAGGCCAAGGCGUCUUUGGCGUUGAAUCGUCCCGAAACUGUAGCUUGAGCUGAAAUGCUAUGCACCUUGAUCCUCAGUAGCGAGGUGUUAGCACUCGCCG
Messenger RNA from Ceraceosorus guamensis, 1496 nucleotides. RefSeq names its product P-loop containing nucleoside triphosphate hydrolase protein. Gene Ontology annotation, biological process: mRNA export from nucleus; mRNA splicing, via spliceosome. Gene Ontology annotation, molecular function: RNA helicase activity; RNA binding; ATP binding. The record is from RefSeq and is a predicted model, not a curated record. Lineage: Eukaryota; Fungi; Basidiomycota; Exobasidiomycetes; Ceraceosorales; Ceraceosoraceae. The transcript has 9 exons. The coding region runs from base 95 to 1399 and encodes 434 amino acids.